GCAGAGCUACUUUUGACGGGAAUCCCCAGGGAAGAAAUUUUUUUUUGCGCGUAACGUCUCAAAGCGUGUGAGAUUUUCAAAAUCUCGGAAUCUACCGUGUAUAAAACCCAGCUGAAUGCGUGAAAGAAACUAAAAAUAGUUUUUUGUUUUUGUGCCAAUCCAAGAAAUUGUAAUUCGAACAUUUCGAAGGCGAGAUUUUUGCUAAUUGAGCCACAAGUUUUGAAUUUCAAAUUUAAAUUAAAACGCCAACAGAACACUCUAUCCAAAACCGUUUGCAAGUGAAGUUCAGUGUGUGAGCUUUGAAAUCCAGAUUGCUGGUCGAGUUCUUUGCCCCAGCUAGCAACGCAGAUAACCGAAACAUACAGUCGAACGGAGCGUGGAGACAUUGCAAAUACUUCAGUAAAAGAUUUGUUUGGAUCAGCUCAGAUCACGAUGCGUCGAUCUUCGUUCACGCCGGUGUUCAAUCUGAGCACCCAGGAGCCGCUGAUUGUCGUCGAGGAGUCGCAUGCGCCCGAGGAUGGCGAUGAUUUGGAGGGUGCGGCCGGUGGCUGCGAUCCGGGGGCCACCACCAGGCGUACGAAUAGCGAUGACUCCGAACCGGACUCGCCGGUGAAUCCGUAUUUGCUCUGCCCCUUCCCUGACAUGCAGCAGCGGCGCAAGCAUUCGCUGCCAUCGCUGCAGAUAACCGAAGGCAUCACGGCCAGCCAGGUGCGUCGGCUGUCCGAGGCGGGCGGCGAGACUGGCGGCUUGAGUCCCAAGGAGGUGGAGUUUCUGGCAACGCUCUCGCAGAAGACAAAUCCCGUUGGUGGACGCCGUCACUCGGUGGUCACCAUCUCGGCCGUGCCCCCAACGCUCUUCGGACGCAAUCGUCGCGAAUCCAUUUCCGGUGCUUCGAUCAGUGGCAGUCGUCGGGGUAGCGUCAUCGCUGGACCGCCCCUGACUGACCAUCGCGGCAGCAUACACAACUUGCAGCUGGACAUAAUGGACGGGAUUGUGCAGCAGCGGAAGACGCGCAGCGGCAGUGGAGUCUGGACAGCGCCGGUGCUCCAGGAGGCCGACAGCAAUGUGCCCGUGCAGACAUAAGCGGACAAAGGACAACGGACAGCGGACAGUGGACAGCGGACAGUGAACACGCACGGACACGGACGCUAGAAUGGAUUGGAUUGGAUGGUGGUAGGGUUGGUCGGUCGGACACUGAGCAAUAUUAACACACGCACAUGGACAAACACAAACAAACAAAAACAAAUAUACGAAUGAACAUUCUGGGACUGUGCCACUCGAACUGGACCUUUAUUAACAUUUCUGGUAUGCCUACCUCCCACACACUUUCUCUCUCUUACUCUCUGUCUCUCUCUCUCUCUCUUUCUGUUCUGUUCGGUCUGCUUCUUGCUCUGGGAAAUUGGUUUUCGCGGCUGGCGCAUCAUGCGAGGAGCAAACAAACCGCGAAAACCGCUCAAAUCCAGCAAGAAAAACUGUUGAAAAAAGCCAAAAAUUCCAAAGUGAAAAACUGCACUUAAAAGAGACAGAAAGAGAGUGAGCGAUAGGGAUAGAGAGCAGUUUAAAACGGACAAAACGCAACGCAAACAUAAAAUGACAAAAAAAAGUGAAGGAAAGAAGAAAAACGCCCCGCCCCAUUGGCCGCUUUGAUUGGCAGCAAUUUUCGGUUAACACCUGUGCAGUGUGCCACGUCUAAGCAUCCUCGGUAGCCCCUGAAUGACAGCAGACUCAGCUUAACAAAUUGUCCAACAAAUGGCCAAGGAACUAAAAGGGAAACGUCAGCCAAAAACUGCUCUAAAAAGUACAUCAAAACAAAAAUAAAAACGAAAGCGCAAAACGAUAGCGCAAAACCUGAACAAAAACCUUCCGCGAUGCAAAAGCUAUUUAUGGACUGACGUGAAUUGGCUUUCAAGGUUCGCUUGGCAAAUGCGUAAAAGCUGCAUGCAAAUGAAAGGACUAAAGAAAAACAUCUACACACGAGUACGAGUCUAUAUGAUAUG
Molecule: messenger RNA, 1997 nt
Organism: Drosophila subobscura
Lineage: Eukaryota; Metazoa; Arthropoda; Insecta; Diptera; Drosophilidae
Exons: 4
Coding region: 433-1083 (216 amino acids)
Source: RefSeq, a predicted model, not a curated record